Molecule: messenger RNA, 1341 nt
Organism: Gryllus bimaculatus (two-spotted cricket)
Lineage: Eukaryota; Metazoa; Arthropoda; Insecta; Orthoptera; Gryllidae
Source: the annotation of a GenBank genome assembly
CGCCAAGUUUCUCUACCCUGUACCUAACAAGCUCCAACCUGUUUGGCGCGCUUAUGACGUUUGAUUAUGUACAUAGUUGUAUGAAGGAACUAUUUACUAACACUUUGUCAGUAUUGAGGGUUUGGUGUUCAACUAACUUGAAAGUAGUAAAUUUCCGUUAUUGAGAACAUUUAGAAAGGUUUUGAGAUAUCAUGGUCUGUACAGAGAAAACGACUACAUAUGUUAUGCAUUCCCCCAUAGGGGACAUUGAAUUAGUUGUAUGUCAGAAAGGUCUUCAUUCCUCCAGUCAGAUUAUAUCAACAGAUGAUGAGUUUUGCCCUGAUCAAAAGCAGCAAGUAAAAAUAAAAGCCUUGGACAUUGAUGACCAAUUUAGUAAACAUGUUAAGCAAACAGUAAUGUGGUUUCGUGUGUAUUUCUCCAAUUAUUUUGAUUUAGAUGAUAAUCAUCAACCAAAGCUUUGCAUGGAUUCAAUUCAAAGUGAAUUUCGUAAAAAUGUGUGGAUGACAUUGGCACAAAACACACAACCUGGUGAAACCACUACUUAUGGUGGCCUUAUGACACUGAUGCAUAGCAAAGGAUUUUCAGGGUGCGCCCAAGCUGUUGGCUCAGCACUUGCAGUGAAUCCCUUUCAAAUUAUAGUCCCAUGUCACCGUGUUCUUCCCAAAUCUGGUGAAUUCGGACAAUAUGCUAAAGGAAAGAAGAACAAAGUGAAAGAGUGGUUGCUGAAGUAUGAAAGGGUUGGGUGCUGCCAGAAAAGAAAACAGGAACAUUCUUUUGGGUGUGAAGAUUGUGUUUCAAUGGAAAUAGGAACAAAAAAAAUUUGCAUAAGCACACCUUGUCAAAAAGCCCUGAGUGGAAGCUAAGGCAAAAUGUUUGUGAUGCAAAGAGAAAAAAAAAGGUGAAAAAGAGUGAAGUGACAGAAUGAAGUUCUCACUGGUGCUGCUACAUCUAAAUUUGAAGAGUAGAAAUUUUUUUUGUACUGAAGGAUAUCAAAAUGAGUUUAAAUCUAUUACUUUAAAAUUGUACUCUUGUAAAUAUUAAAGAAAAUACAAAUUCCAAGUUUUCAAAAAAAAAUUUCUUUAAUUUCAAAUUUUCAGGGAUUGCAAUCAGUGUAGCAAAGAGCUUGAACCUUCUUGAAGGUUCCUCAAGCACAAAAUCCCCCCACCCUCCCAUAAAAAUAAGUCCAUCUUGAAUAAAUAAAAACUUAAUACAAAAACUUUCUGUGCAAAUACAAAUGAAAACUUUUUACAUAAAAUUUGACAUAUAGUAGUAUGUUUAUUGUAUAAAAUGUUUAAUACAUUUUAUGUUACAAAAUAUGUUAUGCAUAUUUUUCUGUAAUGC